Messenger RNA from Sclerotinia trifoliorum, 1742 nucleotides. The record is from the annotation of a GenBank genome assembly. NCBI's taxonomy places the organism in Eukaryota, Fungi, Ascomycota, Leotiomycetes, Helotiales, Sclerotiniaceae.
UAUGGACACAGGAGAUGUGAAUCAAUCUAUAAGAAUUAGAAACAGCUCAUUGAAGCUAAUGAUAAUGUUUCUGGAGAUCAUCUUACGUUCCACUACUCGCUCCGCGUAGUCCCUUUUCUGUAUCCAACACUUACGACUCGCCUAACUUUCCAAAGCCCUCGACAGUGCUACACAGUGGCUUUAUCACGCCUCAUCAGUAUCAGUACCUGUUCGCAAUGAUUGCAAAACAGUAUGAGGAUUACUCUGAAGAGUAUCUCUUCCCAGGGUCAGAUGUCUUACAACAGCCCUCGGGAGUCGACACGACAUUGCCACCCAUCUACUCAAAGAGAGUCUUGAUAUUUUCUACCGAUGAUACUCUGGACCCAGAAAAUGACCGUGCAGAAGCUGUUCGAGCCCUACGCCAGGCAAUGCAGGCUACUGUUGAGCAAUACCCAGUUCUGGGCAAUGGAGUCAGCUGUUCUUCGGGUGCUUGGAAAUUUUUCCCCGGUCAGGCUCGACUUCUCGUUAAAGAGCUGCCAAUGACUUAUAAAGAGUUAAAGAAUGCAAAUUUCUCAUCAACUUUACUGCAAGGAGAUGUCCUGACUUCAGUACCUGAGAUGGCUGAUUUAGAAAAUGAUUGGGAUUGCUGCAGAAUUCAGGCGAACUUUAUCAAAGGGGGACUCUUGCUAUGUGUUUCGAUCUUUCACCUUGCAAUGGAUGGUGCUUCCAUCACACAAUUUAUUCAAGACUUGGCUCGAAAUAGCCGUGCCAAACAACCAACGACGAAGAAAAGUCCAGCUGCGCUUGAUCGCUCUCGACUUUCGCUUUCUAGCUCCGUUCCAGAUAUCACCAAGAUGCCCGCUUACCUUAUAGCAUCUGGAACUUCUGGUUCUGCUUUCAGAACUGCCGGUUUUAAUUCUUCAACAAUGUACCAGUUUACGAACGAAUCUUUAUCUCGCCUUAAAUCAGAUUGCUCCGCGAAUUUACCAGCUGAAUGCCAAUGGAUAAGUACUCAAGACGCAGCUUGCGCACUUGUCUUUCGUCAAAAAGUCAAAGCUCGCCUUGCGGCGGGUAUUAUUAAACCUACAGAUCUGGUACAAUACUCAUUCCCUGUAGAAUUUCGAAGUAUAAUCGAUCCACCAUUACCGUCAGAUUUCGUCGGCAACGCUGUUCUUAUCACAUCCACCCCUUUCAUGACUGUUGAGCGUCUUCUCGAACCUGAUGGUCUCUCACUUACUGCAGGAGCCAUUCGUCAAGCUGUCAAAUCUGUUGAUGCCGCCUUUGUCGACAAUGCAAUUGCGGUGAUGAAUGACAAACCUGAUGGUGGAUUUCUUACAUAUUAUGGAGCGAUUCAUUGUCAGACAACGGGAUUCUUUUCCACGACGUAUAAAAGUUUUGUUAUGCCAGAUAAGUGGCACAGGGCGAUUGGCAACUAUGAACUUAUGAGGUUACUUCAUGGCGGGCUUGGAGAUGGUCUGUUUAUGAUUAUGCCUGUGCGGCAGACGGGGUGGGAAGUUAUUGUAACGUUGGCUGAAUCGGCCAUGGAUAAUUUUGAAGAUGAGGAGUGGAGGAAAUAUGCGGUGAAAAUACAGCUUUGAUGUUACUGCUCAUCUAUAAAUUUGUACAUAAGGUGGUCUUGGUAAUUUUUGAUCGUUAGUAGGAGGAGUCAUUAGAAUUGGCGUAUUGGAGCAAGGGAUUCCUAUGUAAGACUACCUCGCGUAAUUUUUCAGGUUUAAGCUUCGUGAUCAAUUUCUUACUUCAUA